GUGGGCGGUCCCCGCAAUGAUGGCGCCAGGCGCAGGGUAGAGGAGGCGACCCCCGUCGAUGGUUCGUGACCUCGUCUCGGCCGCAUCAGCUUCGCUUCACGCGGACGCGGCCGGUACCGCGUGGCGCGACGGGCCCGCGCGUCGGGACGCAGCGCGGCCGCUCCCCGAACGGAUGCACGGCGCUCGCGACGGGUGCACGACCUAGGCCGCACAGCCUGCGGUGUUGCCUUGAGGCGCGGGCCGCAACACGGGCCGUGGACGCGGGGGACGCUAGGUGCCCAAGCUCCGGGCUCGGCCACGCAUUGCCACGCCGCUCAGCUCGUGUCCUCCCGCUCCUCCUCCUCAGCCUUCCCUGCGCGGGUCCCGUAAGCCGAGGGGCAAGGCGCGUGGUUCUCGCGUGGGGCGCGAGGUUCGCGCCGCCGCCACUGCUUGCGGGACGGCCAUGUCGAAGGUUCGGCGCACGGUGACGGUGGAGAGCUCCAAGACUGUGUCGGAAAACGCGCUGCGCCGGCCCAGCGUCUUUGAGCGACUGGGCCCUGGUGGGGGCGGAGGAGGAGGAGGAGGCGGCGGCGCCGGCACUGGCGGAGGCACCGCCAGCACUACGGUCACCCCCGUGCAGUCCAAGACAACUGAGAUUUGCCGCAACUGGAUGAAGGGGCGCUGCAACUAUGGCAACAGCUGCAGAUUCAGCCAUCCGCUCCCACGAAGCAAGAACUACCGCGGAAGCAAUCGCAGGUCCCCCGACCGCGUGACCACCGAUCUGCGUGAGCGCAUGAAGAACAAGCGGCAGGACUUGGAGGCAGAGCCGACGUCUCGCAGGCAGGAAGCUUCACCCUCCCCUGGCAGGAGAGACUCCACAAAGGUGAAGCGCCGGAGCAAGGAGGAGGCCAACAUCAAGAUCAUCAAGGCACGCACGCCCCCUGAGAGUGACGGAGAACCUCCCGCCUGGGACCAUGCCCGUGAGGGUAAGAAAGGCUGCUCUUUGACAGACUCGGACAACGGUGACGCCGCCUACGACUUUGGACAGGCGCUGUCGCUGGAGCUGCAGCGCCAGAAGCUGCAGCUAGAGCUGAUAAAGCUGGAACAGGAGCGCGAGCUGGAGGAGCGUGAGGAGCUCGUCAUCCAGAAGCAGGUGUCUCCGGAACCGGCCGUUAGCAAGCGGUCGCCAUCCCCCAAGAGGAAGUGCAAGUCCCCGAAGAGGAGGAUCCUUUCUCCGUGCUCCCCCUCGGCCCCACAGCCUCCCAACAAGAAGAACAAGAAAGGGCCAAGGACGCCGUCUCCACCCGGCGACGCUGAGCGGAAAUACCCCAAGCUGCUGGGCAAGAAGAAAGGGCCGCGCACGCCCAGCCCUUCGCCGCUCCCGCCCAGCAACGAGGCCCGGCUGCUGAAGAAACACAAGGACAAGCUGAAGGAGGCGGAGGGCAAGAACAAGGAGCGCAAGGAGAUGCGGGACGGCAAGGCGGCGCGCGGUGACGCCAAGGAGCCCAAGCACAAGGGCAAGGACGUGGAGCGCGGCCGUGACAAGGACCGAAAGGACCGCGUGAGAGACAAGGGGAGGCACCACUCGGACUCCUCCACCACCAGCCCCCAGCACUCCCCGUCCCCACCGGCCAACCGCGCAUCCCGACGGUCCCCGUCGCCGGUGCACAGGAAGAGCGGUUUGACCCGGGCGGUCAAGCCCCUGGGCCGCAACCGCGAGCAGCAGCAGCAGCGGGAGAUGUCGUCACGCUCGCCCGAGCGGGGCAAAGAGCGCAGGCGCCCGUCGCCAGACACCGGCAAGGAGCGCACCAGGCGGCGCUCCUUGUCCUCCGAAAGCAGCAGGGACCGGCGCUCGCACUCCCCGCUGGCGCCGAGCAAAGACCGAGGCCGCCGGCGAUCCCUGACGCCCGGCGCCGGCAAGAACCGGGCAAAGCAGCGCAGGCUGUCGGCCAGCGGGCGGGAGCGUGGCGGCCGGGCGUCGCCCUCGCCCGGUAAGGAGCGUGCGCAGGAUUGGUCGCCGGGGACGGGAAGAAAGCGGCGCUCGUUGAGCUCUGGGAAGCGGGCGCCACGCAGACAAUCGCACUCUCCGCCCGCCGUGGCUGAGCGCGCCUCGCGCUGGUCCCAGUCGCCGGCGGCCGACGCGUAGGGACAAGCACGGCAAGCAUCGUGGCAAGUCGCCCGACGGGGCCAAGGAGCGGGCCAAGCGGAGGUCGCUGUCUCCGCCGGUUGGCAAAGAGCGCGUGCGCCGGCAUUCGAGCUCUCCCGAAACGAACAAGAGCCGGUGCAAGCGACGGACACAGUCCC
This is a messenger RNA of Lethenteron reissneri (Far Eastern brook lamprey), 2283 nucleotides long. Its product is annotated as zinc finger CCCH domain-containing protein 13-like. Gene Ontology annotation, cellular component: RNA N6-methyladenosine methyltransferase complex. Gene Ontology annotation, biological process: mRNA modification. Gene Ontology annotation, molecular function: metal ion binding. NCBI's taxonomy places the organism in Eukaryota, Metazoa, Chordata, Hyperoartia, Petromyzontiformes, Petromyzontidae. The record is from RefSeq and is a predicted model, not a curated record.